AUGGAUUUUCGGAGAGGUGGCCCGCUCCACGCGAAAGUUCUUUUGUCCCAGGGGCCAGUGUUGCUAUCGAUUUGGCGACCCCAGUUGCGCGAUACUGCUGACGGACCUGAAUUACGAGCUGUAGAAGUGGUCGCGGAUGAGGUUUUCCGUGACGAUGAAGGAAACGCCGUCGAUCACCCCGGCCUGCGGCUCCGCCUCAGCGAUUUCACUUACAAGGAACUUGCCCAGAAGGAGAUGGGAGAUGAAGAUACGGAUAUCUACAUCUCUGGGAUACAACUCUGUCAAUAUCUAGAUGCGGCGGAUAGCAAAAUAGAGCGAGCACUGGGCGAGCAAUCUCUUGCUAAGGACGUUAAAAAGCGGAAACGGUCGGAAACACCUUCUGAAGAUAUUAGGGCAGGUGAUGAAGCAAGGUAUGCCGAGCAAGAGGAGAGAGCAGCGAAGCGCGCGGAUCAUGACAUGGAUUACCAGGAGAAAUCAUCAACCUAG
This is a messenger RNA of Penicillium argentinense, 486 nucleotides long. RefSeq lists its product as uncharacterized. The coding region runs from base 1 to 486 and encodes 161 amino acids. The transcript has 3 exons. NCBI's taxonomy places the organism in Eukaryota, Fungi, Ascomycota, Eurotiomycetes, Eurotiales, Aspergillaceae. The record is from RefSeq and is a predicted model, not a curated record.